This is a messenger RNA of Neurospora tetraspora, 1044 nucleotides long. RefSeq lists its product as uncharacterized. Lineage: Eukaryota; Fungi; Ascomycota; Sordariomycetes; Sordariales; Sordariaceae. The transcript is spliced from 4 exons. The record is from RefSeq and is a predicted model, not a curated record. Bases 1 to 804 code for a protein of 267 amino acids.
AUGAGCGACCUUUCCGGCCAAAGAUGGAAGCCAACCUUCUUUGGUACGCACGCCAGACUGGGGGAUUCGCCAGCUACGAUCCGCUGCGACGAGUGGGCUGCAGGCCCCGGCACUGUAUCGUUGACUGUACCCGGUACCUUGUCGUCCUUGUUGGCCCUGUUCGACCGCUGGAACUGGGACUACGAAACCAGAACCGUGCACGUCCCUGGUCCUUCACUCUCUGCCCAGUGCCCACAGCUCGCAAGAAAGAACGACUUGUGCCCUGACGACCACCGACUCUGCGGCCCAACGAUACCUGGAUCGUCCAAUGCGUCCAGGUACCUCCACCCCGCCCUCUGCCUUUGCCCUCUGGCCGCUCACUACCACAAGCCGCAAUCGAGCCCGUCUGAGGUACCUGUCCGUGCCUCUCCACCUGCGUACCUUGUCAGCCAAAAGCCUGCGGGAUUUUCUGGCUGCCCACCUCCACACCGGCCGUCGCGGCCUCUGAUUGGCUCGCGCUUCUUGAAUGACGACGAGGAAACCAGAAAUCAGAAAGGAUUUUCUGUUUUUCCCACACGAAAGGCCCGGCGGGCGCGAACAAGCUUUGGCCCUCUCACGCUGUCCGUCAUGAGCCGGAAGCUGGGGUACACCCAUGCCGUGCAAUUGCUUCGCUUUGACUGGCUAGUCAGUGGCCAAAAGAGCCCUUAUCGUUGCCAUGAGAGCUCGAUCCCUGCCGGCAACGAUGAGAAGGGGAAACCAAUCGACGGAUGCCUGCCAGAAACUGGCUUCCAUGGCUCGCCCAUCUCACCCACUGGAAACGGUUGAUCAUUGCUGUCGUCCUCGCCUGUCUCGUCUUCCAUUGAGAAGUCACCGUCGUUCGUGACAUGCUGCAUGGCAUACAUUGACCCGUGGGCAACGGUCGAACCCGUGCCUACCCGUCGGUCUGUUUUGGUCUGCCGUGCAACAGCGCCAUGGCAAUUUAGACGGGAACGGGGAGUCUAGGGUCUUGGAUUCAACCAGACAGGUCCAAGACGUUGCGGUGUUAUUGCCGGCUCAGUCUGAUGA